Molecule: messenger RNA, 3136 nt
Organism: Solea senegalensis (Senegalese sole)
Lineage: Eukaryota; Metazoa; Chordata; Actinopteri; Pleuronectiformes; Soleidae
Gene: tnfrsf1a
Product: tumor necrosis factor receptor superfamily, member 1a
Exons: 10
Coding region: 222-1403 (393 amino acids)
Biological process (GO): inflammatory response; signal transduction
Cellular component (GO): mitochondrion; signaling receptor complex; membrane raft
Molecular function (GO): tumor necrosis factor binding; tumor necrosis factor receptor activity
Source: RefSeq, a predicted model, not a curated record
UGACACACUCGUUUCCCGUUUGUGACCGCCUCCUCUCGUCCUCAGUCGAGAGGGUCGACAACUGUGGCGCUGCGCUUCCAAUGAAUACAUCUGUAGCAUUUAUUCAAACAAUUAUAGCACUUAAUAAGUGGAUUUAUUGUGGAGCUGGAGUGAAGGAGUGUGCCUUUGGUGUGACAGUGGUUGUUCAGAUGGCCUCAGAUGGACUGAGUUAACCCUGUAAGAUGAUGGAGGGAGCUGGAAUAAAUUGGAAUAAAAAAGCCCCUGUGGGCACAACACUACUCUUCAUGUGUCUGGUCAUUCCGUUGGCUUUGUCACAAACUGAAGAAGCGCACACAUGUCCACCUGAUGACUACACCAUAGAACAGGGGAUUUGUUGCAACAAAUGUUCUCCAGGUUUUAAGCUUAUGGAAAAGUGUCAUGCUACAGGUCAGAGAAGUAGCUGCACACCAUGUCCUCCUGGACAGUUCAUGGACCAGAUGAACUUUUCCCCCAACUGCAGGCGAUGCCGACGCUGCAAAGAAGCAAAGCAUGAAUAUCAGGUGUCCCCAUGUAAUCGAGUCAAAGACACUGAAUGUCGGUGCAAGGAUGGCUAUUACAGAUUUGACAUAGACUCUGAAACGUAUGAGUGUCGCAGUUGUUCAAAAUGUGGAUCUGAUGCAAAGGAAAUACAAAGAUGCACAUGGGAGAAAAACACUGUUUGUGAAUGUAAGGAGAACUACUACAGUGUCAAAAACAAGUGUGAACCUUGCAAAACUUGCUCCCCUGAGUGCAAACAUCACUGUGCAACGACUCUGAAUACACAGAAUACAAAAGGUCCUGAUGCCGGACAAGAGUUUCUUAUCAGCAUAAUUGCUGGAGUUGCAGUUUCGGCAGUGGUUUUGUUGGUGAUGGUGUUCUUUAUCACCCAUGUGGCCACAAAACGAUUUACCAAGAAGAAGUUGUUAAAGGCAUCCACCCAAGCAUCUGAUUUCGCUCCAGACUCUUCUGAGCAGGUUCUGAUCAGAUGUGAGGAGAAUUUCAACAACAGUGUCCAAGCUGUGCCCGAAAGCCUUGUGAAUGAACAGCAACAGUCCAAACUGCCUGACUGUGUCCCACUGGAAAUCAAGAUCGCUGACCUGAUCUACACAGUGCUGGAUCUAGUUCCUGUGCUGCAGGUGAAGCAGCUGGUACGUCUGCUUGGUGUGAAGGAUACGGAGAUCGAACAGGCGCAGCUGGAUUACCGAUCCUGCCGGGAGGCUCACUACCAGAUGCUGCGGGUGUGGGCGGAGAGAGGCUCUCGUGGUGGUGGACGGGGUGGAAUGCUCUACAUGCCAUUGUUGCAGGAGUUGCUGGACAAAUUGAAAAUGAUGCUCCUGGGAGGGGUGGCUGAGGAGCUGGAGAUAAAGUAUGGCAUUUUGCCAUAACCCAAAGCCAAGUGGAACAAAAAGCUUAUGAAACCAAGUAUUAUCCUCUUUAAGAGACGCACUCAUGGACAGGACAGACUCAAAGCAUAAAAGAGACACGAUGCUAAAACCACAGCAGCAGUUGUUUUUUUUUAUAAAGUGAACCAGCAUCACAGAGUGCUCUACCUCUCAUACCCUUCAUCUGCUCACAAGACGAGGUCAAACUACUGAGCGAGGCGGAAGUUCAGGGAGGCAGAGCCACAGGAAGCUGGUCUUUGCACAGUUAAAUUCUGCUCCACCCUUUGCAAAGAACUUUCUGGAAUGUAUGUUUAUAUGUACUUAAUGUAUGUUUGUUUUUUGAAGAUGAAUGGAAUAGUUUUGAACAUUUUUUAUGAGAUACAUUUGUUGUUUUCUAGAGCUAGAUGAGAAGAUUUGAUACCAAAUGUGAGAGUUAUUUUUAGUUUUCUUUUUUAAAGCUGCUGUCAGUGAAUUAUGUAAGACCAAAUACAUUUUUAAUUGCUUAAUAUUCUGACAACUUUCACUGAUGAAGAUAGUCAGUAAUUCUCAUAACCCAUUCCCUCUGGUCAAAAAAGCCAUUGAAUCCCAAUGUAAAUGGGUUUUUCACCAGUACACAUCUGCACAGGUGAAAGUGGUGGAAAAAACACCAAAAGGUGUUCUUUGCCUUUUUUUUUUUGCAGCUUUGCGCAAAUUUAAAAAUCCAUUUUAGUGUGAAAUAGGCUUCAGUGGUCUCUCAGUCUCAGGUGUCUGCAAACUAAACUUGUUGAAUCACAUCUGGUUAGUAAAAACCUCCCUUCAUCAAAUGCAUUUAUGAGGUGACCGUAGCAACAGACUAGAAGUUAGCUACAAGACAACAUCACUGACAGCAGCUUUAUCUCAAUGACGUGUGAAUAUGCAUAUUUCCUUUUUUAAAAACAUCUCUAAAUAAAUCAAAGCAUUUUUAAGACGUUAGUAUCAUAUGAUAUAUCUUUGGGAAUAGAGAGGAUUAUAGACUUUAUGAUUUGAUACUGGUUUGUUCCGUACAUUUAUUGUUGAGUGCAAUUUGUACUGUAUCAUAUUUUCCUAUAGCUUUAUCAGAUUUCUUUUUAUUAAGAAGCAAGCUAUUAUGUAGUCUAAGCCAGUUAAGCUACUCACAUUUCAAUGAGAAGUCAUUGCAGGACGACCUGAUAGCUCAGUUGUUAGGGAGCAAAGCACAUGGACAGACUCCUGAAAGUGUCGUCUGACUCCGAGACUGUAAACUUCAGAAUACCAAAGAAAAUCUUCCAACCAAAGUUAGUACUCCAGGUAUGAUUACAAACAUUCUUUUCAUUUGUGUUUGUCGCAGAAGGAAGUGGAAAAUGUAACAUUGAUUUUCAGCCUGUAGUAUAGAGUUAUUUGUUCAAUACUUCCUGGUCCUACUGACAAAAGGGAAGACAAAAAAAGGGAACCAGACCCCUGCCACAUUUCAUAAACUUCACACCCUAAUUAGCAUUCUUUAAAACCCCUUUUAUACAAGCAUUAUUCAUUGCUGUGGAAAAACAGGACACACCUUGUCUCCGUCUGUCUUUGCCAAGCUAUUUUUUUUAAAAGACCAGUCCCAGCCUGCACACUCAGAUAUGAAUCAGUCACUCUGUCGUGGACUGGAGACUUUUUCAAAGCACCUUUAUCUUGUAUCAUACUUUAUAAGGCAGAAAUGAUUAUUGAGUGAACGACUGUGGACAACUUUAAAUGACAAAAUAAAAGAAAAUCCAUUUCCA